AGAAUCCACAAAAUGGAAGAGAUCGACGAUCAGACCUUCUUCCGCUAUUGCCUCCUGACCCUAAUAUUCUCCGGCCCACCGACCGCCGUCGCUCUUAAGUUCCUCCAAGCUCCCUACGGCAAACACAACCGUACCGGAUGGGGCCCCACCUUAUAUCCGCCGAUCGCUUGGUUUCUCAUGGAGAGCCCGACCUUGUGGCUCACGCUCCUCCUCUUCCCCUUUGGCCGUCACUCUCUCAAUCCUAAAUCUCUCCUCCUCUUCUCCCCUUAUCUCCUCCAUUACUUCCACCGCACCAUCAUUUACCCUCUUCGCCUCCACCGCAGCUCCUCCUCCUCUUCUGCUAAAAACAGCUUUCCGGUCAGCAUCGCCGCCAUGGCUGUUACCUUUAAUCUGCUCAACGCCUAUAUCCAGGUGAGAUGGGUUUCUCAUUACAAGAACGACUACGAAGACGGACAGUGGUUCUGGUGGCGGUUAAUUAUUGGUAUGGUGGUUUUCAUAGCCGGAAUGUGGAUUAAUAUCACGUCGGACCGGACUCUGGUACGACUGAAGAAAGAGAACCGGGGAGGUUAUGCGAUACCGAGGGGAGGCUGGUUCGAGCUAGUUAGCUGCCCGAAUUACUUCGGUGAGGUGGCUGAGUGGUUGGGCUGGGCUGUAAUGACUUGGUCUUGGGCCGGUAUUGGGUUUUUCCUCUACACGUGUUCCAACUUGAUCCCGCGCGCACGUGCGAGCCACAGAUGGUACACUGACAAGUUCAAGGAUGAGUAUCCCAAGACUCGGAAAGCUGUUAUUCCUUUUGUGUACUGA
Molecule: messenger RNA, 804 nt
Organism: Thlaspi arvense
Lineage: Eukaryota; Viridiplantae; Streptophyta; Magnoliopsida; Brassicales; Brassicaceae
Source: the annotation of a GenBank genome assembly